Molecule: messenger RNA, 852 nt
Organism: Glarea lozoyensis ATCC 20868
Lineage: Eukaryota; Fungi; Ascomycota; Leotiomycetes; Helotiales; Helotiaceae
Product: Nucleic acid-binding protein
Exons: 5
Coding region: 1-852 (283 amino acids)
Biological process (GO): double-strand break repair via homologous recombination; DNA replication; nucleotide-excision repair
Cellular component (GO): DNA replication factor A complex; chromosome, telomeric region; site of double-strand break
Molecular function (GO): DNA binding
Source: RefSeq, a predicted model, not a curated record
AUGGGAGACAACUACGGAUACCAAGGCUAUUCAAAUGCCAACUACGGUGGACAAAACGCCAACAAUAAUGGCGGGGGGUUUAUGAGCGGUUCGCAACAGGGCAGCCAGGAUUCUCCUAACGGUCAGAAGGUGUAUGGGCAAGAAAGUUUAAGGCCGGUUACAAUCAAGCAAAUUCUUGAUGCCACCCAAGCCCACUCGGACGCAGAGUUCAAAAUCGAUGGCUCGGAAGUAACACAGGUCUCUCUAGUCGGCCAAAUAUCUACCAUCUCUCCCCGCGCCACAAACAUAGUCUACAAAAUCGACGACGGAACCGGCACCCUGGAAAUCCAGCAAUGGAUAAACAGCGACAUGGAAGAAGGAGCCACCAAACCGAUCGCACUCGAAGGCCAAUACCUCCACGUCUGGGGUCGCAUAAAAGGAUUACAGAACAAACGAACCGUAUCCUCACAGAUGCUACGUCCCGUAGCUGAUUUCAACGAAGUCACAUACCAUCUUCUCGAAGCCACUGCUAUUCAUCUAUAUUUCACUCGCGGACCACCAGAGGGUGCGACGGUCAAGGCUGAAGGCGGAAAUGGCAUGUUUGUGGAUAACAAUGGAGGGGGUAAUGUAGGUGCUGCCCAAGGACAGGCUGCUGGGAAAAAGUUACCAGCGAAGACGAGUGCGAUUGCGAGGAAGGUUUAUCAUUUGUUACAAGAGGCGCCCCAGAAUAACGAGGGGUUACAUGUUCAGAAUAUUGCGUCCCAGCUGGGGAUGCAGGCAAAUGAUGUGUUCAAGGCAGGCGAUGAGUUGUUGGGCGAUGGUGUCAUUUAUACGACUGUAGAUGAUGAGACUUGGGCGGUUCUGGAGUAUUGA